AGGCAAAAAGGUAGAACAUUCCGUUGUCUGCUUUAAACUUCGACCACCUCAGCCUUAGUCAUCCUCAUCCACAAGUCACAUCACCAUGGCCGUACCUACCGUAACUGAUGAGUGGGUCAUCGAGUCCGUAUCUAGUCCUGGUUCUCCCGCACUCCGUCUUAAUAAGUCUGUGCCCGUGGAGGCUAUUGGUAAUGACGAGGUUCUUCUCGAGAUCAAAGCUGUCUCGCUCAACUAUCGUGACCUUGCUAUAGCCAGUGGUGGCUAUCCCCUGCCCGUCAAAUUUCCCCUCAUUCCAACAAGUGACGGCUCUGGCGUUGUUCUUGCUGUCGGUGCUUCUGUCACCUCACUUUCUGUCGGAGACGCUGUCUGCGUCCUCCCGGCCCCUUUACACGUCUCGGGCCACCUAACCACGGCUACUCACCGCACCCUGGGUGAUGGGGACUUGUCUGGUCUCCUUCGACGGCAUGUUGUGUUGCCGGCGUCUUGGGUUGCGCGCUUCCCAGACUAUCUCACCUUUGUUGAGGCCAGUACGCUCGGUGCAGCAGGUGUAACCGCGUGGAACAUCCUCUUCGGCUCCGGGCCACGCGGCAUCAGGGCAGGCGACUGGGUACUCACUCAAGGUACAGGCGCGACAGCAAUGUUCGCAGCCGGAUUUGCCGUGCUCUCCGGUGCCACCGUGGUUGGGACAACCAGCUCAGAUGCAAAGGCUCAAUGGUUGACAGAACUCGGCGUGAGCAAGGUGUUGAACUAUCGCGAAGAUCCGACAUGGGGAGAAACAGCACGGAAACUAUCCCCCAAUGGCGAGGGCGUGGAUUUAGUGGUCGACGUAGGGGGCUCCGGAACUCUAGCCCAGAGCCUCAAAGCCAUCAGAUACGAUGGGACCGUAGCAGUCACGGGAUUCUUGACGGGGGGGGAGGGAGGUCCUGGGCCGUCUUUGAUUGAGGUCCUGCCGCGGGCGGCAAAUGUUCGGGGCAUAUUAGGCGGAUCAAGAGCACAGUAUGAGGAGAUGGUAGGAAUGAUGAAGCAGUGGAAAUUCCACCCCACCGUUGAUAAAAGGGUGUUCGGUUUCGAGGACGCAAAAGAGGCAUACGAGUAUUUGCGGGCUCAAAAGCACGUUGGAAAGGUUGUUAUUGAAAUCCGGAGAUAA
Molecule: messenger RNA, 1147 nt
Organism: Lindgomyces ingoldianus
Lineage: Eukaryota; Fungi; Ascomycota; Dothideomycetes; Pleosporales; Lindgomycetaceae
Product: GroES-like protein
Exons: 3
Coding region: 86-1147 (353 amino acids)
Molecular function (GO): oxidoreductase activity
Source: RefSeq, a predicted model, not a curated record